UCCAUUUCACACAAGGAGGUGAAAUUGGACAUGGUGAUCAAUUGCCUUAACUCUACACCAAUGCGACAACAAACAAUCUCAGGUUUUAGCUCCAGAGAAACACCAUCUGCAAAAUCUUCAAGAUUUUUUUUUAUCUGCCGUAAAAUUCCUAAAGAAGCAGUAAAUUUUCACCCAAAGUAGUUCAAUACAUAAACUAGUACCAAAAGAAGAAGAAAUGGGUCUCGUCCAAUAUUGCUUCUUAUUCCUGCUAGUCUUUGUAGCUGCUUUUAAUGAGCCUCGCGGAGCUUAUGGUAAGAGACUUGGUGGUGUCGUUUCUAGAGGCAGAGACAUAUUAGCUAGUGCUCCAGGGACGGCUCCGGAAACACUGUUGACAUCUGGUGGAUUGUGCGAGUCUACGAUCAAGAAACUUGGUUACAAAUGCCAGGAAUACACUGUGACAACCAAGGAUGGUUAUAUUCUUACCCUUCAUAGAGUCAACUGCGCUAAUGGUGAUGUGAAGACCAAGCAACCAGCCUUCUUGCAACAUGGGUUAUUUCUGGAUGCAGCGUCAUGGUUUCUGGAUUUACCGAACCAAUCUCUAGGAUUCAUACUAGCUGAUAGUGGUUAUGAUGUUUGGGUUGCAAAUACCAGAGGAACGAGAUAUAGUCGUGGUCAUGAAACCCUUGAUGCAUCAGCUGCUACAUACUGGGAUUGGUCAUGGGAUGAACUUGUACAAUAUGAUCUUCCAGCUUUUUUGGGUUUCGUCAACCAACAAACAGGGAAGAAGAUUAAUUAUAUUGGACAUUCCUUGGGAACAUUGAUGGCAUUGGCAUCAUUCUCGCUAGGAACUAAUAGUACUUGUCAAGUUCUUGACAAGCUGAGAGCAGUGGGACUGCUUAGCCCUGUUGCUUAUUUGAACCAUAUGGGGAGCCAAAUUAGCGUUAUUGCUUCUAAAAUCUUCAUUGGAGAGUGGGAAAGCUCUUUCGUUCCUGAAGUCAAUCCUAUGGAGUCAGAACGAUUUUUGCAGCAGUAGUUUUCUUCCUUGGUUUUGAGAAUAUUAGAUUAGCUUUGCAAAUGACAUUUGAUGGUAUUUAAUCAUGUCAUGAACAGUGACCGUAUAGCCGACUAUCUCGCGUCUUUGUGCUCUGUGCCUGGAGUGGAUUGCUUUGACAUGACUUCGAGUUUUACAGGCGUAAAUUGCUGCCUCAAUGCCUCGACUUUCGAUAUGUUCAUUAGAAAGGAACCUCAGUCAACUUCAAUGAAGAACUGCCUACAUUUAGCUCAAAGUAAGUUCCUACAUUAUGAAGAUUUAUCCUUCUUUCUUUCAAUUCUAACUAUUCGAAUAAUACUGCAGCGGUUAGGCAAGGGACUCUGACAAAAUAUGAUUAUGUAACCGCUAACAUUCAGAAAUAUGGACAGCCAACACCUCCGGAAUAUAUUCUAAGCAACAUUCUUAAGGACCUUCCUAUAUUCAUGAGUUACGGAGCUAACGAUUUUCUAGCCGACCCAGAGGAUGUCCAAUAAUUAGUGGAUGAAAUGAAACAUGAUAAAGAUAAACUUGAACUUCAAUUGAUUAACAAUUAUGGUCAUCUUGAUUUCAUUUUUGCCACUAAUGCUAAUGAUCUCGUAUUCAAGCAAAUGAUCGCCUUCAUUAAGCUCCAACCGUAAGAUAUCAGAAACCCCUAUAAACGUAGUAGUACGAUUCAUGGUCCUGCUGAUACAAUUUAUUUAACAAUGUACAUCAUGUGUAAUACCAAUUACCGACUAGGAAUAAUCCAGUCGGCUAGGAGUCUGAUUUUCGGACAGAGGUUAGAAAGUGGAGUCCCCGCUAGGGAAUAACUUGCCGCCCCUGGGUUGGUGCUGUAAGCAGUUCCCAUAUGGGUGUUGUAGGAAUAUACGUUCAUUAUUGUUCCAUUUCUGGUCAUCAAUGAAACCAACCAAGUUCUCCUUUUUUUGCUUUUGGGUGUGUACGUUCACAGGUCCUGUAU
This is a messenger RNA of Papaver somniferum (opium poppy), 1967 nucleotides long. RefSeq names its product triacylglycerol lipase 2-like. The transcript has 7 exons. The coding region runs from base 215 to 1012 and encodes 265 amino acids. NCBI's taxonomy places the organism in Eukaryota, Viridiplantae, Streptophyta, Magnoliopsida, Ranunculales, Papaveraceae. The record is from RefSeq and is a predicted model, not a curated record. Gene Ontology annotation, biological process: lipid metabolic process.